AUGACAAGAACCGCAAUCUCGGACAUCUCCACAUUCCAACUCUGGGUUUGGGCAAGUGUCAAUCGAAAAGAACAGAGUUUUGCACCUCAAACUCUCAAGCUGCAUGCAUACGACUCCGAGAUUGUGGGAGUGAUCGGCACUGAAGGCUUGCAGUUGUCCAGAAUAUGUCCCUCUCGCCUGCUGUGGGGGAGCGCGAGGGGUGGGUGUGUACGCUCAGAUGGCUGGUCAUCUCGUAGCUCAGCGUGCAAGUCUUGGGUCCGUCUCCUGCUCGUUUGCCCCGAUCCAGAACUCUAUUCCUCCGCUACUGCCGGCGACGGAUCCAAAUCCACCAUAGAGCGACCCGAUCGUACCUCGCAGCCAGCUCGUGCAGCCCGCCGGGUGUACCCGGGGGCAGUUAAGCAGCGUCACGAGCCGUGCCUCCAGCAGAUGGACACCCGACCCACCCUCGAUAGCCGACAUGAGGCGAUGGCUGGGCGCCGAGUGCACCUUUGGGACGAGUGCAGACCUGAGAUUCCCAUGUUCUCUACUGAUCACUUGACCACUUGA
This is a messenger RNA of Trichosporon asahii var. asahii CBS 2479, 546 nucleotides long. RefSeq lists its product as uncharacterized. Lineage: Eukaryota; Fungi; Basidiomycota; Tremellomycetes; Trichosporonales; Trichosporonaceae. The transcript has a single exon. The record is from RefSeq and is a predicted model, not a curated record. Bases 1 to 546 code for a protein of 181 amino acids.